AGACCAGACUGUGUUUUUUUCACGGAGAGACUUUCAACAUUGAGUAAAAGCAUUUGCUGUUCAGACUGAAUUUGAGCGACCUGUGUGGACUUGUUACUGAGCAGUCAUGGCGUUCGUUCCUCAAACAAAGUACACUCACUUUCGGAGUGAAUCUCUAAGCUCAACAGAGGACCCCACCUCCCCUCUCACCCCACCAGGGUUACCCUCCUCCCUCUCCUCCUCCUCUCUCACGCCAAUCUUACCCCCCUCCUCCCCACGGCCGACUGAGGACAGCCCCACCACUCUCUGCUCCUUCUUCCCCAGUAUGGGAGCCCUCCGACUGGGUGUUUCUGCCACUCUGCUCCCAGGCCUGAAGGCCUCCAGCAGGCCUCGGCAGGCUCAGUCCUCUGUCCUGACCCCUAGGGGUGAGAGGUCAUGGUCCAGUUCCCCUCCUCCCCUUCCCUCUCUAAUUCCCCCCUCUCCACCCCCUCGCCCCCCCCUGCAGGACAUGAACCGGCUGGGAGGGGCGUCCAGGCGGGCGCGGGUGGAAGGGGGGCAGCUGGGGGGGGAUGAGUGGACCAGACAUGGCUCCUUCGUCAACAAGCCCACCCGUGGCUGGCUGCACUCUGACAGCCUGGUCAGCACCUCCGGGGUCUCCUACACCGUACGGUACAUGGGCUGCGUGGAGGUCCUGCAGUCGAUGAGGGCGCUGGACUUCAGCACCAGGACUCAGGUCACCAGAGAGGCCAUCUCCGUGGUGUGUGAUGCAGUGCCUGGAGCUAAAGGAGCUCAACGCAGGAGAAAGCCCUCUCCUCGCUGCCUGUCAUCCAUCCUAGGGAAGAGUAACCUCCAGUUUGCAGGCAUGACCAUCACCCUGACAGUGUCAACCAGCAGCCUCAACCUGCUGGCGUCCGACUGCAAACAGAUCAUCGCCAAUCAUCACAUGCAGUCCAUAUCUUUUGCCUCUGGAGGAGACCCUGACACAGCAGAGUACGUAGCAUACGUGGCCAAGGAUCCUGUCAACCAGAGAGCAUGUCACAUCUUGGAGUGCCCCGAGGGCUUGGCCCAGGAGGUCAUUAGCACCAUCGGCCAGGCCUUCGAACUGCGCUUCAAACAGUACCUGAAGAACCCCCCCAAACUAGUGACCCCCCACGACCGGAUGGCCCCGUUCGACGGCUCCGCUUGGGAGGAGGAGGAGGAGGAGGGGGCCCAGCCCCCCGAGGUGCCCCAGCCCCCCGAGGUGCCAUACUAUAAUAACUUCCCUGGGAAGCAGCCGCCUCCAGGGGGGCUGGUGGACAUGAGGACCCGCCCAGUGGCCACGCUGCCCUAUGGACAGCCAGGUCAGAAUGAUAUCCACAAGCAGCCUCUGCCUCCCUUACCAGUGGGAGCUAAGGAGGGAGGGAGGGACCUUUUUGACGAUCCCUCGUACGUCAACGUGGACAAACCCCGCCCCCUAGCAGCUGCAGCCAAUGGGAACGCUCACAGAGACGCUUUUGACAUGAAGCCGUUUGACGACGCCCUGGGUGUGGCGGGCCCCGGGGCCCCUGCGGCGGGCUGCGUGGCAGGCUGCGUGUCUGCAGCGCCCCCUCUGGUGGAGCAGCUUCAGUACGAGGCCUGGUUCCACGGGAGCCUGAGCCGUCGGCAGGCAGAGAGGCUGCUGGGACGUGACGGGGACUUCCUGGUGAGGGAGUCAGGGACCACCCCGGGGCAGUACGUCCUCACCGGCCAGCAGGGGGGGCAGCCCAAACACCUGCUGCUGGUGGACCCUGAGGGAGUGGUUCGUACCAAAGACCAUCGUUUUGAGAGUGUGAGCCACCUGAUCAGCUACCACAUGGACAACAGACUGCCCAUCGUGUCAGCAGGGAGUGAAGUGUGUCUGCAACAGCCUGUGGAGCACAUGGCCUGAACACACACACACACACGCACACACACGCACACACACACACACGCGCACGCACGCACGCACGCACACACACACACACGCACACACACACGCACACGCACACACACACACACCACACACACGCACACACACAC
Osmerus eperlanus (European smelt) is the source of this 2016-nucleotide messenger RNA. RefSeq names its product SHC (Src homology 2 domain containing) transforming protein 1 (gene shc1). Gene Ontology annotation, molecular function: receptor tyrosine kinase binding. Gene Ontology annotation, biological process: cell surface receptor protein tyrosine kinase signaling pathway; intracellular signal transduction. The record is from RefSeq and is a predicted model, not a curated record. Lineage: Eukaryota; Metazoa; Chordata; Actinopteri; Osmeriformes; Osmeridae. The transcript has 11 exons. Gene Ontology annotation, cellular component: plasma membrane. The coding region runs from base 107 to 1885 and encodes 592 amino acids.